CCUCCACUUCCUCCCCCCUGGCCUUGCCCUCUCCACAGGCCCAGACUCCUCCUGCCUCUCCCAUUCUUCAGCCUUUGGCCACUUCCUCCCCUCUGGCCCCGCCCUUUCCAGAAGCCCAGACCCCUCCUAUCUCUUCCACUUUGCAGGCUCCCCCCACUUCCUCCCCUCUGGCCCCGUCCCCUCCACCUGCCUCACCCCUUCUGCAAGCUCAUACCUCUUGUGCCUCCCUCAGCCUUCCGGCUCCACCCCCUCUAGAGGACCAGACCCCUGCCCAAUCCUCUCUUUAUGAUCUACCCUCCCCAUACCCUCCAGGCUCAACCCCUCCACAAACCCAGACCCCUCCUACUUCUCCCACUCUUCAGGCUCCCCCCACUUCUUUCCCUCUGACCCCACCCCUGCUCCAGGACCAGACCUCUCCUGCUCCACCCCUUUUCCAGUCCCCAUCCUCCUUCUCCCCUACAGUCUCACCUGUCAAGGCUCCACCUUCUCAUCCUCCCUCUCCUCUGACCCUGCUCUCUCUGAAGACUCCAUCCCUUCCACCGACACUCACCAGCACAGUCUCCCACCCUGUUUCAGGCCCAGCCCAGGCCCCUCCUCUCAUCUCUCCCGCAAAUCUCCCUCCACUUCAGGACCCACCUCUACUCUCUCCACAGCCCCCAUCCCCAGAUUAUCCUGCGAUGCCAGCCCCUCUUCCUAACACCCCCCUGAAGUCUCAGGCCCUUCCCCUGCCACAUACUACCCCUGAAGCUUUCCCUUGGGUCUUGCACUCGCCACAGCCCCCAUCCUCUGCUCCGACUCCAUCUUCAGGCCUGCCCCUUCUGCAAGCCCCACCCUGUCCACUGGCACCACCCUCUCUUUCCGGGGCCCUAGCCUCUGCCCCUGCCUCACCCUCUCCGUCUGUCCUAGCUUCCUUCUCAGGUCCCGUGCUGCCCUCUCCACAAGGUCCCCCUUCUCUGCGAGCUCCGCCCUCUCCGCAGCCUCUGCCCUCCACCCCAGCCCCACCCUUGACACUGGCCUCUCCCUUUCUUCAGGUCCCACCCCCUCUUCAGGUAUCGGCCCCUCCACAGGCCUCGCCCUCCAUUCUGAGCCCAGCCCUUGCUGCCACCCCAUCUUCUGGGCAGACCCCACCCCCAGCUCUGGUCCUCUCCUCUCCACAGACCUUGCCCUCUGCUCUGCCCCCGGCCGGGCUGCAGCCCCCCCUGGCUCCCCAGGCCCCGCCUGGCCCCGCUCCCUCCGAGGCCCAGGCUCUCACACCCCUCCCCAAGACCCCGCAGUCCCUGGCCCUAGCCCCCUCUCCAGGGCCAGGCCCGUCCCGAAGCCCAUCCCGAAGCCUGUCCAGCACACUGAGCGGGCCCGAGUUGGCUGGCCAGAGCAGCAGUGCCACCAGCACCCCAGAGGAGCUCCGUGCCUACGACAGCGACUCGGAUCCCAGGGAUGGGGAGGCGAGGGAGGGAGGUUCUGGGGCCGACCCCAAGCUGCCCAGUCUCCCCUCCCCACUCCCUGACCCUGAACUUGCUGCCUGCCACCCGGCCGGCUGGAGCUGGCUGGGCAGCGCUGGCAGCGGGGCCUGCGCUCCGGGCAGUCUGGCUUCUUCCAGAGCUCAGCGUGGAAUCCCAGGGGAGCCACUAGGCCCAUCUCUGGCCUGGGCCCCUGGGCCCGGGCCCCCUGACGUCCUGUCGACCAUCUACGAGCCACCAACCGAGCCCUCUGGGGAGGAGGAAGAGGAGGAGGAGGAGAAGACGGAGGACCAAGAAGGGGAGCGGAAGUCACCCCCGGCUCCACAGCCCCCUAAGCCGACUCGGGCCGGGGAGCUGCAGCUGGGAGCCCUUCAGGCCAGCGUGGUCCAGCAGCUGCUGAGCCGGACGCUGCUGCUGGCGGCCGAGAGCCCGGGGGCCCGCCCCGCCCUCAGUGACGUGGACCUGGGCCGCUGGGCCGAGCUGCUCUCGCCCCUGGACGAGUCCCGCGCCAGCAUCACCUCCGUCACCAGCUUCUCCCCCGACGACGUCUCCUCCCCACAGGGUGACUGGACUGUGGUGGAGGUGGAGACAUUCCACUGAUCCCUCCCCCACCACAACCCCUGCCCCUCUUGGGGGACCCCUCCCACUCCCCCCCACCCCCACCAGGUGGUCCCUUACUUUGACCCUCUGAGUCCCCAGCCCCUAGCCCCUGACUCCUGUCUACCCUCUUUCCCUCCUGCUGCAUUGAGCCAGGGGGCUG
Messenger RNA from Tachyglossus aculeatus (Australian echidna), 2217 nucleotides. RefSeq names its product proline rich 36 (gene PRR36). Lineage: Eukaryota; Metazoa; Chordata; Mammalia; Monotremata; Tachyglossidae. The transcript has 2 exons. Bases 678 to 2057 code for a protein of 459 amino acids. The record is from RefSeq and is a predicted model, not a curated record.